Messenger RNA from Chanos chanos (milkfish), 786 nucleotides. It is a transcript of the gene tnfaip8l2a, whose product is annotated as tumor necrosis factor, alpha-induced protein 8-like 2a. The transcript has 3 exons. Gene Ontology annotation, biological process: regulation of apoptotic process. The coding region runs from base 90 to 650 and encodes 186 amino acids. NCBI's taxonomy places the organism in Eukaryota, Metazoa, Chordata, Actinopteri, Gonorynchiformes, Chanidae. The record is from RefSeq and is a predicted model, not a curated record. Gene Ontology annotation, cellular component: cytoplasm.
AAGCUCCAUUUCAACAUACAACCCUCUGAAAAUCACACACAAGGGGACAUACAAGCAUUCCGCGACACUGCGCUGACGAAAGAGCCAAGAUGGAGGGCUUCAGUUCCAAGACGAUGGCGAUGAAAGCCCAGAAAAAGAUUCUGAGUCACAUGGCCAGUAAGUCAAUGGUCCAAAUGUUCAUUGAUGACACUAGUAGUGAGGUUCUGGACGAGCUGUACCGGGUGUCUAAGGAGCACUCGGGGAAUCGGGACGAGGCUCAGAAGGUGGUGAAGAACAUGAUUAAGGUGGCAGUGAAGGUCGGAGUUCUGUUUCGACACGAACGUUUCAGCUCCGAGGAGUUAGCAGUGGCACAGGACUUCAGGAAGAAGCUUCACCACGGAGCCAUGACUGCCAUCAGCUUUCACGAGGUGGAGUUCACAUUUGAUAAAGUGGUAAUGGUGGAUCUACUGGUGGAAUGUCGGGACCUUUUGCUCAAACUGGUGGAAAAACAUUUGACGCCCAAGACGCAUGACCGUAUUCGUCAUGUCUUCAACCACUAUGCCAACCCAGACCUGCUAACCCACCUAUACGACCCAAAGCGGUCACUCUGGCCAAAUCUGACCAAGAUCUGUGCUGGACUCAACAAAAUGAUUGAGGAGGGGAAGCUCUGAGAACCAGUCCAAAGCAAGAGGGACUGAGAAACUGAGUCGGGUUUAGGCCUGGAAUGGUUUGGGUUUGAAACGGUUUUGGUAAUGAUUUGGAUUGGUUUGGAGUUUGGGUUUGGUUCUGCCAAAAGGUCUGGUUCCA